GCACCAAAACGAAAAAAAUGAAAACCCAAAACACCAAAAUGCAAAUAAGGUGCAUGCAAUUGCAAACAUCAUCUCAAUUCAUCACCACUCUCAGAAAAACCUGCAAAUCCAUUACACAAAUCCAACAACUCCAUGCCCAAACCCUAACAAGAGGCCUCUUUUCUGUCCACCCAUCUCUCCUCCUCACUCAAAUUCUCCACUCCUUCACUUUCCCAAACCCCCAAGCAACCACCGCCGCCACCGGCGGCGGCGACUGUAUCAUCGCCUACACCGCCAAGAUUUUCAAUCUGAUUCCAGACCCUUCAGCUUUCAACUACAACUCCAUUAUCCGUGCGCACACCCUCCGCCGCUCCCCUCGCACCGCCGUGGUAUUUUUCAGCCGGAUGCGCCGGGAAUCGGUGUCGCCUGACUCCCACACGUUCCCUUUUGUUCUCAAGGCUUGUGGGCUGUUGGGGAACUCGAUUUCACUCGCGAAAAGCGUUCAUUCGGUUCUGCUCAAGUUCGGGUUUUCGGUUGAUGUUUUUGUGUGCAAUACGCUUGCCUGCACGUACUGCAGGGGCGGUGAAUUUGACGGCGCGUUAAAAGUGUUUGAGGGGAGUUUGUUCAGAGAUGUGGUGAGUUACAACGUUAUGAUUGAUGGGUUGGUCAAGGCUGGUGAGGUUGAUAGAGCUCUGAAGAUGUUCGACGAAAUGCCGCAGAGAGACGCCGUUUCUUGGGGCACCAUUUUGGCAGGGUGCGCGAAAUCCAACCGGUGCAUUGAGGCCGUUGAGUUGUUCGAUCGUAUGUUGGAUUCAAGGGUGGUGUUCGAUAAUGUGGCUCUGGUUUCAGCCCUCUCAGCCUGCGCUCAGCUCGGUGAGCUGGCAAAAGGUAAGAAAAUACACGACCACAUCACAAGAAACGAGAUCAAAUUGGACUCGUAUUUAGGCACUGCAUUGGUCGACUUAUAUUCAAAAUGUGGGUGCAUCGAGAUAGCCAAGGAUGUUUUCCGGUCAUGUCCUAAAAAAAACGUGUCUUUAUGGAACGCAAUGCUCGCGGGACUGGCCAUGCAUGGUGAUGGCAUAUCAUUGCUCCAAUACUUUUCAAGAAUGGUGGAAAACGGUGUCGAAUCCGAUGGAGUCACGAUUUUAGGUGUUCUGGUGGGCUGCAGCCACUCGGGACUAAUAAAUGAAGCCAAAAAGAUUUUUUCCGAGAUGGAGAGUGUUUAUAAAGUUCAACGAGAGCUGAAGCACUACGGCUGCAUGGCCGACCUUCUUGGUCGAGCGGGUUUAAUAAACGAAGCAAUGGAUAUGAUUAAGGACAUGCCGAUGGGAGGUGAUGUGUUCGUGUGGGGUGGAUUGCUCGGUGGGUGUAAAAUACACGGGAAUCUUGAAAUUGCUGAGGUGGCGGCUAAGCACGUGAUGGAGGUGAAACCGGAAGAUGGUGGGGUCUACUCUGUUUUGGCGCACAUGUACGCGAAUUCGAACCGGUGGGAAGAUUUAGUGAAGGUGAGGAGAUUGCGGGAUUGCAGAUGGGGGAUUAAGAAGAGCGCUGGUGUUAGUUUGAUUGAAUUGGGAGGUGUCGCGCACGAGUUUGUUUCGGGGGAUUGUUUGCAUGAUUGCACUUUCGAGAUAUACUCCGUUUUGAAUGGAUUAGAGCUGAACCAAUAUGAAGUGCCCUAAUUACAUUUCGUUUGAAACCGAAUAUCGGGUUUUUCUUUUUUACCUAGCGAAAAAUCGAAAUACAUCUCGUAAGGUGAUUAUGCCUUCGACUCGCAGGGUAGAGGCUUCGAUAACAAUAACACGCCGUACGUCUGAGAAACAGGGUCGAAAUGCGGUUACGUGUUGAAAUGCAGAAGCUAACAGAAAGUUGAAUGUAGUAACUAACCUGGUUCGGAGAGAAGUUCCAUUACUCGGUACAGAGAAUCGAACCGAGUGCAUGUCUGGUAUCGAUUUCGGCCUCGUUCACCGGUAAGUUCCAGUGCCUGUAUUUAUUUAUAUAUAUAAUGGAAUAAAUUCAAUUAUUUCGAUUCAAAAA
Messenger RNA from Erythranthe guttata (spotted monkey flower), 2013 nucleotides. Its product is annotated as Pentatricopeptide repeat (PPR) superfamily protein. The record is from RefSeq and is a predicted model, not a curated record. Gene Ontology annotation, molecular function: protein binding; RNA binding. Gene Ontology annotation, biological process: RNA modification. NCBI's taxonomy places the organism in Eukaryota, Viridiplantae, Streptophyta, Magnoliopsida, Lamiales, Phrymaceae.